Molecule: messenger RNA, 2422 nt
Organism: Heterotrigona itama
Lineage: Eukaryota; Metazoa; Arthropoda; Insecta; Hymenoptera; Apidae
Source: the annotation of a GenBank genome assembly
AUGUUCAAGUAAAUAGAUUUGAAUCAGUUUUCUUCGUUUUUAUUUCACAUGCUCGCAAAAUUGUCCGGUAACAUUUAUACAUCUGGAAUUUAGGCUAUCCAUGACAGAUGUUGGUUGUCUCGAUUCUUUUCCAUCAGCUUCAUCUUCUUACAAUGACCAGUGUAGUUGAAGGGUUCUUAGAAACAUGGACAUACGCCAAAACAUUUUUAUUAUAUUUUUAAAGUCUCUGGACUUGAUUAUGCAUGUCAAUAAAUUAUCAAAUCAAUAUUAAAUGACAUUGGCGCAGACCGUUCAUUUUUCGUUCAACUGCGUGUUAAAUGUAUUAAGGAAAUGUAAAAUUAAUAAUAAUUUAAUGGAGUCUUUGAUUUAUAACAAUUGUGAAUCAUUGAAUCAUCGAUCUAAAAGUAAAAAAGGGAAUAUUAUUAUCAUUGUAUUAUUUACAUAUAUAAUAUAUAUAUAUAUAUAUAUAUAUAUUAUAUUAGUAUAUUUAAUGGAUUUUAAAAUAUAUUAAUAAAUAAAAUGUUGGGCUAGGUUUGGUACUGUAUAAAAAUUGAAAAAUAAAAUAUAGAAUCACGUGAUCACUGAAAUUUGAAACUAUGAUAUUUCGUAUACAUAUAUAUAUUUUUUUGUACAACUAACGUUCAAUCUUUCUAUUAGUUUUUCGUAGUGAUAAUCUAGUGAAAGAACCAAAUGUUUCUCGAAUCCCUCAUAAAUGCUUAAAAGGGCGAGAUGUAACGAAAGUACAUCUGAAACUUUUACAAGUACUUUCAACAAGUACCUACCUAUUUAAAUAAAAUACUAUAUGUUAAUAAAUAAAAUAAAUAUAUAUUUCAAAUGAAAUACUAAUUACAUUUAAAUGAAAUGAAGAAGUGGAACAUAGUUCUAAUCUAAUUACAUAAAUACGUGGAAAAGUAUUACCUAUAUUGGUAAAUUUAUUUAUUUAUUUAUUCUAUGCCAACAACAAAUAAGAGGGAUUGAUUUCCAUACAGAAUUAUAUUUAUUCAAUUAUGUGUUUUGUUUUCGACAAAGGAUAGAAAUAAUUAUGGAGUAAUCAUAACGUUAACAGACUAUCGUUAAUGGCUUUCUGUUUAGUUGAUAACUUUAAUAAGCUUAUAAUAAUACGCUCGAGCGAACUUUUAGAGCCCGAUUACUACUUUCAAGAGAUUCAACCCACUCGAAUGUCAAAGUACACAUAAAUACAAGUACGAAAGUUCCAACCAAGUUGAAGCCAGCCAUAAUCUCUUAUCCUACAUUUUUCUUAUAUUUUUUCCAAACUUAAGAACAUAACCAUUCUUUUCCAUCGUGUGUAAGAAAAUUAAUUAAUUACUUCAAGCUUGAUAAAUCUUCGAAUUCGAUUCUCUCGAGAACGAAACUACAAGUCAAAAAGCUUUGUUCUAUAUUUCUCUCUUAUUCUUUUCUUCUUUUUUUUUUUUGUGAAGGAUCAUCCCCCACGUGUUAUUCCAACGCACCCUGUAUAUCUUCUUUCGAUACUUUCUGUCAAGAGGAAACCCGAUAAACCCAAGAAAAGGCGUCCAGGCUUGAUUUAUCAUCACUGCGUCAUUGAAAGCAAACAAACUUCGUGUUUCAAAAUAUUCGAUAUUGCGAAACAAUAGCUAACAUUGAUUGGUGGACCCACAGGUUUCUGGCUAUCUGGUGGCCCCUGAAGUGUCAAAUAACGAAGAGGCGAGCUCGCAUGAUGAUCGUGGUGAUCUGGUUCAUCGCCCUGACGACCACAUCGCCGUGGCUGCUUUUCUUCGAUCUGGUGGCGAUUUACGACGACGAUCCGAACCUGAGGCUCUGCCUGGAGGUGUGGCCGCACCCGGAGGACGGCACUCUCUUCUUCCUGAUCGGCAAUCUAACGUUGUGCUACGUCCUGCCCACGAUACUCAUCUCUCUCUGCUACAUUCUGAUCUGGAUCAAAGUAUGGCGGCGGCACAUCCCGUCCGACACGAAGGACGCACAGAUGGAGAGGAUACAGCAGAAGUCGAAGGUGAAGGUGGUGAAGAUGCUGGUCGUCGUUGUGAUCCUGUUCGUGUUGUCAUGGCUGCCCCUCUACGUGAUCUUCACGGUGAUCAAGCUCGGCGGAGACGUUGCCGAUAGGGAGGACGAGAUCCUGCCUAUCGCAACGCCGAUCGCUCAAUGGCUCGGCGCCAGUAACUCCUGCAUCAACCCGAUCCUGUACGCUUUCUUCAACAAGAAAUACCGCCGCGGCUUCGUCGCGAUCCUCAAGAGCGGACGCUGCUGCGGCAAGAUCAGGUACUACGAGACCGUGGCCAUGAUGUCCUCGUCGACCAGCAUGAGGAAGUCGUCGUACUACGUCAACAACAACAACAACAACUCAUCGACCAGACGAACGUUCCACGGGCCGCCGGUGCACCAGGAGAGCAACGUUUCCUACAUAUUCAAUCACACCGGCGUUUAA